Molecule: messenger RNA, 1957 nt
Organism: Lolium rigidum
Lineage: Eukaryota; Viridiplantae; Streptophyta; Magnoliopsida; Poales; Poaceae
Product: F-box/LRR-repeat protein 14-like
Exons: 2
Coding region: 163-1590 (475 amino acids)
Biological process (GO): SCF-dependent proteasomal ubiquitin-dependent protein catabolic process
Cellular component (GO): SCF ubiquitin ligase complex
Source: RefSeq, a predicted model, not a curated record
GCACCCUCCACUGCGGCCUAGGGCAUCAGCUACGCGCACUCCUCCGAAUCUCGGAAAAUCCCGCUCCCCUCUGCUGCGGACUAGGCAGAUCUAUCGACGUCUCCAAGUCCAAGGUCGAGCGGCGGCGGAGGUCCCCUCCAACGGGACAGCUGAAUUUGUUCAAUGGAGGACCUACCGGAGGCUCUGGUGACAGAGAUUGUCAAGAAGAUCACCAGGACAAGUGAUCUGAAUUCUCUUUCCCUCGUGUCAAAGCAGCUCUACGCGAUAGAGGGGAAUCAAAGGGGUGCUAUCCGUGUUGGUUCUGGUCUUUGCACUGCUACAGAGGCACUAAAAUUAUUGUGCGCCCGGUUCCCAAAUUUGUCGAAAGUGGAAAUCGAUUACUCUGGUUGGAUACCUGUACAUGGAAAGCAGUUGGACAACAAAGGCCUUUUUGUGUUUUCAUCUCACUGUUCCUCGCUGAUUGACCUCACCUUAAGCUUCUGCUCAUACAUCGAUGACUCUGGGCUUGGUUGUUUAGCUUCUUGCAAGACAUUGGAGUCACUCAGGGUGAACUUCACACCACAAGUAACUUCACUUGGGCUUUUCUCGGUUGCAGCUGGUUGCACUAGUUUAUGUGCUCUCCACCUUAUUGAUUGCGAGAAAAUCGACAGUGUAGAGUGGCUGGAAUACCUUGGCAGGGAUGGUUCGUUGGAAGAGCUUGUAGUGAAGAAUUGCGAAGGAAUCAAUCAUCAUGAGCUCCUAAAGUUUGGUGCAGGAUGGAUGAAGCUCCAGAAGUUUGAGUUUGAGGGGAAAAUAAGAAUAUCUCGUAUUUUUCCAAGUGAUGUCUAUGACCCCUCGUAUGAUGCUCACAGCACGGCUAUAUAUGACUUCUGCUGUGAGGGUUUGAAGGACUUAAGGUUGGCACAUAUUAAAACUUGGCCAGAUAUAGGACUUCGUGUUGUCCUAGGGAAGUGUAAAGCAUUGGAGAACCUUUGCCUUGAGUAUGUUAAUGCCCUAAAUGACAAUGACAUGAUUGCAUUAUCCCGGGGCUGCAGCAACCUUAAAAGCAUCUCACUUUGGCUCAACCUUCAGCGGUACCAUAAUGAAGCCACGACGUCAUUUACUGAUAUCACCCUUUACGCUCUAGCCCUAAACUGUCGUAAGCUUCAGAUCUUAGACCUCAAAUUUGUAGGAUGUUCUCCUGACUGGCCAUCAGAAAUUGGAUUCACACAAAAAGGUUUUCUGGUGCUCAUUCAGUCCUGCCCGAUUCGAGUUCUUGUGCUACAUAGUGCCAACUUCUUUGAUGACGAUGGGAUGAAGGCCCUCUCAUCCUCACCAAAUCUGGAGACUCUUGAGCUUAUACGUUGUGAAGCAGUACCUGAUGUUGGGAUGCGCUUCAUUGCACACGCCCCAUGCUUGAGUAAUCUCACACUUCGGGUGUGUCAUGAGGUAACUGAUGUUGGAGUGGCUGAACUGGGACAUGCACAUAAGUUAGAGUCUUUGGUCAUUGAGUGUUGUCGUGGAGUCUCUCUGCAAGCUAUGCAGGGUGUUGCCAAAUCAGUUCACUACUCCAGUGAGGCGGCUUCAGAUGCCCUUAGCAAAUUGUUUUGAGUGGUGUCUGUUCAUGAAAUGGUAUCCAUAUUUUUCAGUAUAAAUUUGCUGGUGAAGUCAUUUAAGUUGUUGUGUGUGCACCAUUGGACAAGGUUGUGCAUCAUCCAACCUAGAUUCACUUCUGUGAACUUUCUAUUGGUUCUAGGUUUACUGAAUUGACUAUCCUGUAUGACAGUCUAACGAUGAACUUUGGCCGGUAUCUGGUUAAUGAGACUUCAAUAGUAGCCAGCACUUGUGUACUAUAGUAUAUAUCUACUUCCAUAAUUUUUGUUGCUUAAUUUCUGCUCUCUAUAGCCGUUUUGAAACAAGCAUAAAAUCGGCUCCAGGAUUCCUACUCUCUAAGCAAAUGUCAUGAACCUUUUUUUUA